Klebsormidium nitens is the source of this 1728-nucleotide messenger RNA. The record is from the annotation of a GenBank genome assembly. Lineage: Eukaryota; Viridiplantae; Streptophyta; Klebsormidiophyceae; Klebsormidiales; Klebsormidiaceae.
GAGCAGCUAGGCGAAGCUACUUUUGCGUAAAGAAAGGGCCUUGGAAGCGAAAGUCCAUAUGCAAAGCACAGUUAUUAGAAUGUUGGCGGCAGAAGGGCGCAUCGUCCAAAAGUAGCUGCGCUAGCUGCAUUGGCCAAGCUCAAAUGGCGGCUCCUUCUCAGGGGACGCCCCAGGCGCAGGUACAACCGCCGGGCUUACCAGUUCCUGAUUCAGACUUGGCCCCAGUCUUGGCUCAACUGAAUCUGACCGCAGUCAAGAACCGUGCCAUGGAGCUGUAUGCAUCAAUUGGAAGGUUGCGUGACGUCUUCCAGCCCCAGUAUGCGGGUGCCCUUCGGUGGCCCGACAUCCUGAACCAGUUUGCCGUCUUGAACACGCAGCUGCUCAAUCUGGUGGCCGACAUGAAGCCCAUUCUGCGCAUGUUUGUGGUGUACCCAAAGGCUGGCGGAGUGGGGCCCGAGACGGCGCCUAUCCUGCCUCUCAUGCUGAGUACCAAACUGCUGCCGGAGAUGGAAGCGGAGCGGGCCUCUCUCCAGGAGCAACUCGAAACAAAGAUGGGCCUCACUACACCGCAGCGGGGGGGCCAGCCGGCCCAGAUUCCGCCCCCCGUCCAGGCCCAGAUCAGCCGCCUACAGCAGCAGAUCGAAACCAUCCGCUCCGCCUGCGACGCCGCCAACCGGACGAUCCAAGCCGGGCGCCGGACGCUUAGCCAGCACGCGGCGUCCGCAUACCAGCCCCCGGCGAAACCAGACCCGGCCCUCGUCGAGAAAGAGAGACUUCUGCGCAACGCUGUUUUGUCGGGAGAGGGGCUCAAGGUCGCCAACAACGCUCACCCCCCCAAGGCAUUGCCCCCGCACCUUGCAAAGGUUCUGGCGCCAUCUGGGGGAGGGCCUUCUUCACCCAGGGGCGGACGGCCCCCCCUGCCAUCAUUACGACCGGGCGGCUCGGGUUUUGCGGUCCCGAUGUCUCCUCCCGGAGGGUCGGGGGGCAAAGCGCAGGGGUUCAAGUUACCGUCGCCUCGCGUCCCGUCUCCGUACGCUGCGGGGUCGCCACGAAGUGCGGCGCAGAAGCCUUUCUAGGGGGUUGGACCGUUGACCAAACGGAUAGCACCGUAAUUCGGAUAACGGAUGCAUGAUUAGGCUGGAAGGCUGUGCGGAUCAUGGCGGCAAAGCAUGAAUACAAGCCGUUUUCAGGAGUUGGGAGGCUGCGAUCCUUGGCUACUCCACUUGUCCGCUUGCAUUCUGUCAAGCUGAGGGGCAGCUUUCAAAGAAGAAGCAAUAUACUCUGGUGGGAGCUCGGAAGCGGAGAUGGGGGAAGAGCGGGCGGGAAGUGACAAGGCCAGUCGAGCGAAGCGGAAGGUAUUUGCCGAUUCCAUAUGGAUGGUCAGAGUCCAAGUGAAACAGCUGCGGACGACCAGUGCAUGAUGCAAAGCGCGGGCCGGGCAAUUCGAUUGUGGAAAUCUGGAGAGAAAAGCAUCAGCAGUGAGUCGCUGAGCCGCUGAGCGGGGCCCAGGGGCUGCAGAGGGAGUGCAUGCAUUACAAGAGGGCCGACCCCAUCGACUACACCGACAGGCAGCCGGUGCCAGUACAAACAAUGUUACCAAGUGUUAUUUGCAUCUUGCCAUGCUAACCCGCAAGUUCGUAAGGGAUGCAAUCAGGUAAAAAUCAGACUUUCGUGCACUGAUGUUCAAGACGUUUCAUGUCCUUUGUCGUGCCGGUAAAGAGCGGCCGG